Messenger RNA from Plasmodium yoelii, 3807 nucleotides. RefSeq names its product conserved Plasmodium protein, unknown function. The record is from RefSeq and is a predicted model, not a curated record. Lineage: Eukaryota; Apicomplexa; Aconoidasida; Haemosporida; Plasmodiidae. The coding region runs from base 1 to 3807 and encodes 1268 amino acids. The transcript is spliced from 2 exons.
AUGUCAAGUGCAAAAAGUAAAUUCGAAAUUACUAGGAACAGAUCAUGUAAUAACAUAAAGGAGAAUUUAGUAUGCUCUUCAAAUAUUUUAAAGAAUUACAAAAAUCUGUUAGCAAGUGAAACUCAAGUAAAUACAAACCAAAAGAAUUAUCAUAGUGAUGUUGAAAAAAAAGAAAAUAAAAUAAAUUUUGGAAAAUAUUAUAAUCCCUGUAUUCCUGGUGAUUAUAUUAGUAGAACAAAAAUAAAUAAUUACAGUGAGACAGAUAUAUAUGACAUUUCAAGGAAUAAUGAAAAAGUACCAAUAAAUAAAUUUCAAGAAAAUGAUGUACAAGAGGAAUUCUCAAAUACCAUGUUUUAUGAUAAAAUUAUGAGAAAUCAUAAAUCUUAUAAUACAGCUAUACAUAACAUUCAGAAUAAUUUUCAAACUAAUAAAUUGAAAACUGUAUUAAAUUCGAUUAAGUUUGAAGAUAGUUCUAAUAUUACUAUACCCCCAUAUAUAAAAAAAUCUCCUUUGUAUAUUUUAUAUCCUGAGUUACAGCAUCGUGCACACAGUGAUAAGAUCGUAAAAUAUAAAUCAGAAGAAAAGGAAAAGGAAAAGGAAAAAGAAAAGGAAAAAGAAAAGGAAAAAGAAAAAGAAAAAGAAAAAGAAGUGGGUGAUAAAAAUAAUCAGAGCGAAAAAAAUGAUGAAGAAAAAAGGUCUCUUUCUAAAGAUCCUAUAAUUGGAAUAAAAGAAAAAUUACUUUUCGAUGUUGAGGAACGAAAAAGUAUACAUAAUUACUUGAAAAGUAAUUUAAGUAAUAAUAAUAUUAUCAGAAAUAAAAUGUUAGAUUAUUUUGAAGCAGAAAAAAAUGGAAAUAUGAUAGAAAUUGGUAAUCCAAACAAGGUUAAUAUAAUUAAUAUGCAUGAAAAAAAUAAUAAUUUUGAAAAUGCAAUUUUAAAUUCAUAUAAAAAUAUACAUGUAUCAAAUAAUAUGAAUAAUAAAACUGAAAAUGAAUUAAAGACUUUAAAAAUACUAAAAGAACAAAAAAUGCUUAUUAUAAAUAAAAAUGAAAAAGGAGAAAAUGUUAUUAUUAACCAAGAUGAUAUACGUGAUAAAUAUCAAAGAAGACGGAUUAAUUUACUCAAAGAUCUUACUACAAAAGAUUUGUUAAAUCAUGAAAAUAAAACAGGAAUAAUAAAUAAUGAGAAAGGUGUGGCUCAAAUAUCUAUUAUUGAUACUUCUAACAAAAAAGCGGUAUUAAAAAAUUUUAGAAUUAAAAAUAAUAAGGAAAUAAUGAAUGAUGAGGAUGAAAAAAAAAAAAAAAAUAUUUUGAAAUUUAUAAAAAAAAAAAAAAAUGUUAAAGAUGUACAAGUACAAACCAAUAAAGAUGAUUUUGAAAAUAAAAAUAAAAAAAACGAUUCUGAUAAUGUUGAUUCAGAUGUAGAACGCAUUAUUGAUAUUUUUAAUAAAAAAGGCUUACUCAGAAAAAAAGAAAACAAUGCAAAUAGCGACCCAAAUAGAGACCCAAAUAGCAACCCAAAUAAAAAUACUAAAAAACUGAAGCCAUUUAUAAAAGAUAGUAUGAAUAAUUUGGAAAAAAGAAAUGUGAAUUGCCAAGUGCGUAAAGACAGUUCUACAUCUAACGACAAAUUAAAAAAUAAUAAUAAAACAGAUAGUCAAAAAAUAAUAUAUAAUAUUUCUUAUAAAAAUAUUAAUGAAUCAAAUAAUAGUAAUACAAGUACAGAUGAUAGUGAUCGAGAUAGCCAAACAUGUAGUGAAAAUGAUUCUGCUAAUUUUUCAAAUGAAAGUCAUAAUGAAAAUGUUCAGAAAGAUGUAGAAGAAAAAAAAAUCGAUAUGGUUCAAAAUAUAAUUAAUUAUAAAAAGUCUUUACAAUUAGGAAUACCAUAUAAUGUAAUAAAUAAAAUUCCAAACGGGAUGAGCAAAAUUCCAAACGGGAUGAGCAAAAUUCCAAACGGGAUGAGCAAAAUUCCAAACGGGAUGAACAAAUUUCCAAACGGGAUGAGCAAAAUUCCAAACGGGAUGAACAAAUUUCCAAACGGGAUAAAUGAUGUUAAUAAUUUUUUUUUUAAAAUAGCAAACAAAUUUGAAAAAAGUUCCCAUUUAUUACCAUAUUUCCAUAAAAAUAUUAUAUUCAAAUAUAAGAAUUCUAUGAAGAGUGAACAUAUGGGAAAAGAAUAUUGUGAAAAAAAUGGAUCAAAUUUUGUUAAUCAUUUAUUAAAAAAUGAAAAGGCAAAACAGGCAUAUCCUUUUUCUACUAUGAAACAAAAAAUGCCUAUAUUUUUUAAGCCUAUAAACAAAUCUGUUAUUUUGGAAAAUAAUGAUAAUAAUAUUUUAGAGGAACCAAAUAUUAAAAAUGAAAAACUAACCAAUCAUGUUAAUAGUCCUAAUAAAAAUCAAGAAACAGAAGAUAAGUCUAAAAUUAUAAAUAAUCUUUUGCUAAAUAAAUUAUAUAUAUAUAAAAAGAUGAAACUGGAAAAAGAAAACCGCUUUAAAAACACUUUUACAAGUUUGUUAAAAAAUAAAAAUAUUAUAAAAUGUAAGAUACAAAAUAGUUUAAACGAAUUCAAAGACAUACAAUAUGGUGGCUAUACUAGCAACGAUAGUAGUGAUAGUAGUGAUAGUAGUGAUAAUAGUGAUAGUGGUGAUAAUAGUGAUAGUAAUGAUAGUAAUAAUUUGUUUAGAAUAAAUAAGUUUGUGAAUAAAAAAAAUCAAAAAUAUCAAAAAUAUCAAAAAAAUAUGAAUACUUUCUCAAAUUUUAAUAUGUCUAUAAACAAUUUACAAAAAGAAAACAAUGUUCAUGAUUAUUCAAAAAAUAAAAAACAUACAUCUAAUCAAAUUUUAUCAUUUAAUCGAAAUAAAUUAAAAAAAGAUUCAAUCGAACAAUUGGGUUCUAAUUUAUCUAUUGUAGAUGCAGAAGAUGGUACUUCGGAUGAAUCCUGUUCGACUUUGAAAAAAGAAAAACAAAGAAUGGAACGACUUCGAUCUAUUUCUUAUAAAAACAGAUUAAAUAAGUUGCUUAUGUUAAAAAAAAAUAUUCAUAUAUUUAAAGAAAAUAGUAAAAAUAUUAGCUUAUCAGAAAGUGUGCAUAAAGAAUUUGAAAAUGAAAAACAAAAUGAAAAACAAAAUGAAAAAGAGAAAAAUGGCAAAAAUUUUACUCUAAAAUGUAGUACUGAAAAAGAAGCAAAAAAAAAUGGAGAACAUAUCGAAUUGCGGAAAAAUGACGAUGAUAACAGAGUUAGAAUAAAAGUUAAUUUGAAGUCGGCAACAAAUAAAGAUGAAAAGGAAAGGGAAAAGGAAAGGGAAAGGGAAAGGGAAAAGGAGAAGGAAAAGGAGAAGGAGAAGGAAAGUGAAAAGGAAAGUGAAAGUGAAAGUGAAAAGGCGAAGGAAAAAAACAUUAGAUGUGCAACCCAUGAAAAAGCUAAAAUGCGCAAUUUAUUUGAAAAGGCAAAAAUAAAUACAAUUAACUAUACAGAUACUGAAAUAGAAAUAAAGAACAAAAAUUCGAGAAAAUUAUUUACCCCCAAAAUUUAUAAUAGAACAUAUCUCAAAAAAAAAGAUGGGUCGGGAGGUGGAAACUAUUUAAAAAUAAAACCCCCGAGUUUGAGAAAUCCAAAACAGGUUGAAAAAGAUGAGAAAAAGGGGGAGGAAAAAGAUGAGAAAAAAGGGGAAGAAAUAAAUGGUAAAAAAGGGGAGGAAAAAAAUGAAAAACGUGAAAAAAAUGAAAAAUGUGAUGGUAUUUGCCAACUUGCGAGUCUAGAGAAGAUUGACCCGAAUAAGUGGAUUCAAAAGAUUUUUGGAGAUAUUUGA